AUGUUUGGUGAGCUGCUGUUUCGAGGCCUGUUGGCCUGGCUCGAUGACUUGCUGGGGUCCGCCAAGACGACGGACGAGCUGCUCAACUUGUUGGACCAAGUCCUGUCCAUCUGUGCCCAGUUCGGGCUCAACUUGAGCCCGAAGAAGUGUCAUUUCUUUCUGCGCGAGGCAGAAUGGUGUGGCAAGGCCGACAAGCUGCAGCGAUGGUCGCUGGUGAUGUCGACCUUCCCGUACACCAUUGAGUGCGUCUCGGGUGACGCGAACGUGUGGGGCGACCUCCUGAGGCGAUGGGGUUCGGCUCCGACGGAUCAACCAGUUGCGAAUGUUCGCAAGCUGAUCCAUGUGGUGUCGCCCCUGCAACAAGUGGAUUUCGAGUGGCCGACAGCCGCUACGAUCAGCGACAUCCAAAGUUCAACCAUGGAAGGGGGAGGGACCCCCCCAAACGGUGUGGAUUGGGACGACGACUCCCAUUUUUAUGUGGACCCAGAUGGACGAAUCUGGAUCCCAGACGGUGCUGUUGACCCACAGCAGCGGAUUUGUGUGAUCGCUCACCAAGGAGCCAGCGGUCACCGUCGCAUCGCAGCGACGACCAAGUCGGUGUCCGACAAGUUUGUGUGGAAGACGCUUCCCACGGACGUCGAAGCGUUCGUGCGUGCCUGUUUGCACUGCCUGUGCAUUGGCGGAGAAAUGGUUCCCAGUCCAUUGGGUUCGGCGCUUCACGCAGAGAAGCCGAACGAGUUCAUCCAUUUCGACUGGUUGUCGAUGUCCAUGGCCAAGUCUGGCCAAAAACAAGUGCUUGUCGUGAAGGACGACAUGAGUGGCUUUGUGCAGCUGUUCGCGGCAAAGUCCGCUGACGCCGCCGCGACCGCUAAGUGCCCUCAACCAUCAGCCGGCGGACCGGCUGGGAGGAAUUGCGCCUGUGACAGCGUUUACCGGCCUGCCAGCCAAGACCCGCUGGCAGGAUUUGUCCACCCGACGUCCAAGGAAGUUUAUGUCGCGGACUGGCUUGGCACCGCCCGUCAGAAACAUGUGACGGACCUCCAAGUGGCGCUAGAAGAAAUGCACCGCAACGUGGCGGUGCGAAGCGACAAGUUGCGUCAGCAAGCGCGUGGACGCCACGACCGAAAAUCCCAAGUCAAGUUUGCGGGUUUUUCAGUCGGCGAUUUUGUGCUCGUCGGAUCGGUCGUCAACCGUCCGACAAAAUUGGCCCUGCAUUGGCGAGGACCCUGCCAAGUGACCAGAGUUAUCACAGACCAUGUGAUGGAGACUCAGCAGCUGGUGCCACCGUAUGAAGUCACGGUCCAUCAUGCGUGCCGACUGAAGAUGUACCACGAAGGUGGUAGAGAGGUGACCGAAUACCUCGAGGCGCAGAUCGCGUUUGGCGAUGGCAGAUUUCAUGUGGAGCGCCUGCACGAAGCGCGCUGCGUGGAUGACCAACACCAAGUUUUGGUGAAGUGGCUUGGACUCGACGAUGAAGAAUCGUCCUGGGAACCUGCGGCGAAUUUGCUGGACGACAUUCCAGUCGUAUUUCGCAAGUGGGCGGCGGCGAACAAGGAAGACCCUGCCGUGGCCGCCCUCAUCAAGGCACUGGACUUUCCGUAG
Aphanomyces astaci is the source of this 1602-nucleotide messenger RNA. RefSeq lists its product as hypothetical. The record is from RefSeq and is a predicted model, not a curated record. The transcript is spliced from 3 exons. NCBI's taxonomy places the organism in Eukaryota, Oomycota, Saprolegniomycetes, Saprolegniales, Verrucalvaceae. The coding region runs from base 1 to 1602 and encodes 533 amino acids.